Molecule: messenger RNA, 914 nt
Organism: Effrenium voratum
Lineage: Eukaryota; Dinophyceae; Suessiales; Symbiodiniaceae
Source: the annotation of a GenBank genome assembly
AGGUCAGUCUCGUUGGCUCAAGUCGAAGAUAAUCAUGGGGAGCUGCGAAAGCCGUCCUGCGACUAUGCCUUCCUAUAAGCUGACCUAUUUUGACAUCCGCGGCCUUGCGGAGCCGGCGCGAAUCAUGUUUGCUGUUGCCCAGGUGCCCUAUGAAGAUGUCCGCCUCUCUUUCUCGUUCGGCACACCUGGGGACUUCAGCACCAUCAAAAGACCAGAGUUUGAUGCUAUGAAGGCCAGUGGCGCAUUGGAUGUGAGCUUGGGCAAAGUUCCCUUGCUGGAGGUGGAUGGCAAGCAGGUUGGCCAAUCCAAAGCCAUUGAGCGCUUCUUGGCACGUGAGCUCGGCUUGAUGGGCUCAAGUCCAGUAGAAGCGGCCCAGGUGGACCAACUGGGAGAAACAGUGCGAGAUAUCAAGGACGCCUACCAGAAAGUCCGUGGAAUCCAAAAUGAAGACGAGAAGAAGAAGGCAAUGGACAAAUGGUUUGCAGAGGAUUUGCCCAACUGGGUAAAGCUUGCAGAGAAGUCGCUCCCGCCAAGUCCUGGACCUUUCCUGGUUGGAAGCAAGGUCUCUGCAGCUGAUGUGGGCUUCUACAUGUUGCUCUUGGCCCCAGGAGGCUUCUUCGACAACACAGAGGGAGCCAAAGCUUCCUUCCAGAAGAGUCCCAAGAUUAAGGCGGCGGUUGAGGCAGUUGAUGCCCUUCCUCAACUCCAGGCAUACUUGUCGAAGCGCAAGCCAAGUCCCUUUUGAGGAUCUGCCUCAUUAAAUCUGCUCCUCGCUUCGGCCUGCGAAGGGAAUGACUGAGAGGUAGGAGCUGCUGCAUGCAGGCCUGCACCUUCAACCUUUGCUGCCAAAGCAGCCUUUCUUGACAACGUUGAACUGCCGAAGAACAACAAUGGUCUAAUGUAAUAAUUCAACU